Musa acuminata AAA Group (dessert banana) is the source of this 1657-nucleotide messenger RNA. RefSeq names its product 2-Cys peroxiredoxin BAS1, chloroplastic-like. The transcript is spliced from 3 exons. The record is from RefSeq and is a predicted model, not a curated record. NCBI's taxonomy places the organism in Eukaryota, Viridiplantae, Streptophyta, Magnoliopsida, Zingiberales, Musaceae. Bases 99 to 347 code for a protein of 82 amino acids.
CCUCCGUCAAUCACAGCUAAGCGAAGCGAGAGGGGGACUGCUCCGCCGACGUGGCUGGCUCGGUUCCUUACCUCGUCGCCCCGAAGGCCACGGCACGCAUGGCCUCCUUGGCCCCCGCGUUGCGGCCUCCGUCGAGGACGGCAAUGGGCUUCAACGGCCUGAAGAGGAGCUCUCGAUCUCGCUCCGCCCGGCAGGUCUCUGCUUCCGGAUCUCCUUCAAGAAGUUUCGUUGUCAAAGCCUUAUCCGAGAGCCACUUUCCAUUAGUGGGGAAAAAAGCACCGGAUUUCGAGGCCGAAGCUGUUUUUUAUGAGGAGUUCAUAAAGGCAAUGGAGUGCAAAUUGCAUUAGAAAAAUCUUGAUGUGUUAGUGUCGUUUUUGGUUGUCAACAUGAUAUGACAAAGUUGACCCAACCUGGUCGUUUUCGUGAAUGUUGUUUCGACUGAGAAUCAAAUGCCCCUUGAGAACAUUCUAGUUGGUUGCUCCUUUGUGUUUCGCCCCCCUUGACAACGGGCUUCUUUCAAGCGGAAGGAUCCUACACAACUACACCGGGUGCGUGUCUAACAAGGUCAAGUUAACAUCCGAUGCUUAAGGUAGCAAAGAGCUCAAGAAAGUGAGUUCAUUCAAAGAGUUUAAGAGUGUCACUGUCAUCUACACUCUAAACUUGAGUUGCGUUCAAUUAAUUAUAGUCAUCUACAUUAUUGAAAAAAUUGCCCAAAAUUGAAAUAUUGGAUGAUCCUUGUUGGGUGUAUCAUAUCAGAAUUCUAAUGUUGUGAACUAUGUUUUACUGUUACUCAUUUUCCUUUUCCUUUUGAUGUUUAGUUCUAGCUUUAGUAGAGAUGAACCUUAACUUUUAUCCCACAAGCACUUAUGUCACUGUCAUGUGGCAACUUAUUAAGUCUAAAUUAACUAAAUAAAUGCUUCUGUCUAAGAUAAGAAGCAGUUGCCACCUUUCAUGAUCGAAGCUGAAUUUUCUUCCUUUAUAUUGAUGCUAAAAACCAUCUGAACUCUGUUUAUUCUGUUUUUGCUGUUUUCCUUGUAUAGUAUACUGAACAAAAUGACAUUGACUGUUAAACAGUUCCAGAGUAUAUGUUCUCCUUGAACUUUGGUUAUGCAACAAAAUGAAUUGUACAGAAUCUUGUCACAGCAUGUCUAAAUUGUCUGUCAUUGUUUGCAUGUUUUAUUUAGUCUUCACUAACAUUUAAGUGGCAUCAAGUUUCUCUUUUUGCAUAUUAUGAUUAGUCUUGUUUGUUAUCCAAUUGCCAGAUCAAAUUAUCUCAUUAUAUUGGGAAUAAGUACAUGAUUAUAUUGGGUGAACAACCAAUGCUAUUUAAUUCGAACGCUCGACUUAUGAGAAUGAUAAGUUGUGUGCUUUUAUGUCAACUAGUGAGAUAUUUGAACUAAACCGUGGUCAGGGCAAAGUCCAGCUCACUUGUCACACGCAUGGCAUUUAUGUCAUCAGCUACAACAGGUAACUGGAACACGGCCUCAGUGCUAUCUUCCCCAACUCACAUUGGCCCCAGCCGGUCCCACCUUCACCCGUGCUAAAGCAGCCAGUCCUGCCUUCACUGCUUUUAUGUCAACUUCUUUCCGUAGUACACACAAGGAUGUGCUCCAGAACGAAACUGCACCUUUAACUCGUCAUCGGCCACCCACAAGAA